AUGAUUUUAGAACCAAUCCAUAUCAAAACUGUAUUCAAAUAUCUUCCUCCAAAUUGCUACAUCUUCUUUUUGGCAAUUAACAAGAAGUAUUGUGACGCUUCUAUUGAACAACCAUCUGCGUAUCUGAUUGGCCGUCAAACACUCAAAGUACCCACCAUCGCCGAGCUGACUAUUUUUGGUCCAAUUGAUUUCGACUAUCUUCCCACAACUAUUGAUUCUUUGGUACUCAAAGGUAGUUAUCCUUCACAAGUAAUUGUUAAAUUACUUCAAAAAUACUCUUUUAAAACUCUUAAACUUGAAGGAAUUGAAUGCAACACGAUGGGCGAGUUUAAACACAUUCACCAACUUCUUGGCACUCAAACAAAAUUGGUGGAUUUAAAGUACGUUUGUCCACCAACCGACCCAUCGUUAAUCAACUUAACUUCUCUUCAAAACUUGACGAAGCUUCAUGUCCGUUUAAUUCCGAGGAUGAUCCCAAUCAUCAAGAAAUUCCAAGGCCUAAAAAACUUAAUUCUUGAUUUCGGCGCUCAAAGUAUCGCAAAAAUCACUGAAGACAACAACAACACAAAUCCGUUUAACUCACUCUCCGUGUUACUCUCAUUGACUUCUUUAAAAAUAAUUGCAGACUCAAUUAAACAACUUUCGUCGUUGAACGAUUUGACUUCAUUGAAGUCACUCAAAGUCCUUGACCUUCUCGAUGUUAACAUCUCAAGUGCGCCAAAAUUGGUCUUUUUGACGACAUUGAGAAAUUUAAAGAAAGUGCUCCUCCGGUGUAAAUCCGCGCUUAAAGCACCUCUCGUUCUGGCAGACUAUCUCAAAAUGCCGGCGAUUUUUGAGAUUGAGAUUGCAGCGUUUCACCAUGAUUUUGAGGCAUCAAAGUCGUUCGAGCCAAUUGAAAAAUGUCAAAGAAAGGCUGUAGGGACAAUUCAAUCGGUUGAAUUUUCUCGCAAUACUUCACAAUUUGAAAAAAUCAUUCCACUCAUUUCGGCAAGAUUUUCGUUUGACAAUUUGAGUGCCACCUCAUGUCCCAAUUUUACGAUGAAAGCACUGGAAAGUGUUGAUUUGAGAAGUUUAAGAGGUUUGACGUUGGUGCAAUGCCUAAAAAUCAAGGACAUCUCAUUUUUGAAGAAUUGUGACAUCUUGACUUCACUUGAAGUUUCAAAAAUCAAUCUCGAGAUUGGGGAAGCAGAACGAAACAUACCUUUGGGGGUGCUUUCUGUGGGACAAAUCAAAGAAUUUGAUGUGAGUUGCUUAACACAACUUACUGGACUUUACUCACUGUCACUCAAGGAAAUCCCAACGCUCAAAAAUGUCGACAAAAUGACGCAACUGAUGAAAAUCAGUGUUGAUAACUGUAAAGAUUUCUGCUUGAUUGAUUUGAAGGAUGCACCAAACUUGAUGGAAGUUUCACUUAAAAAGGUGUCUGCAAGCAACUCGACUGUGUUUGCAAGCUCGCUAAAGAGUCUAACAAGAAUCGACUUAGAGGAGAUUGAAGAGUGUAAAUGGGGGAAUAACGAACUGUUUGGAAUUGCGGGAUGUGCAAAUUUAAAAGCUUUAGUCAUCAAAAAUGUGAAUUCCUUUGACGACAACGUGAGAAAGACUCUUAGUGAAGAGUUGCCCAAUUUAAAAAUAAUAUCUUGA
This is a messenger RNA of Entamoeba invadens IP1, 1641 nucleotides long. RefSeq lists its product as hypothetical. Lineage: Eukaryota; Evosea; Mastigamoebida; Endamoebidae. The transcript has a single exon. The record is from RefSeq and is a predicted model, not a curated record. Bases 1 to 1641 code for a protein of 546 amino acids.